AUGCAUAAAGCAUACCUUCGGAAGGGCUCUGCUUGCAUCAAGCUGGAGGAAUACCAAACUGCAAAGGCUGCUCUUGAAGUGGGUUCUUCUUAUGCAUCUGGUGACUCGAGGUUUACUCGUCUGAUGAAGGAGUGUGAUGAUCGUAUUGCUGAGGAGGCUAGCCAGGUGCCAGUAAAGAAUGCCGCUGCGGCUGUUGCUUCAGCUACAUCUUCGGGGGCAUCUUCCGGGGCUACAACUGUGGCUACUGAAGCUGAGGACCAGGAUGGCGCAAAUAUGGAGAAUGCACAGCCAACGAUAGAAGUGCCAAGCAAGCCCAAAUACAGCAUGACUACUACAAUACUCCUACAGAAGUGGUACUGA
Molecule: messenger RNA, 360 nt
Organism: Triticum turgidum subsp. durum (durum wheat)
Lineage: Eukaryota; Viridiplantae; Streptophyta; Magnoliopsida; Poales; Poaceae
Source: the annotation of a GenBank genome assembly